UUGUCUGCGUGACCUACUUCUGCAACGAGGCUGAAACGUCUUCAUCUUGUGGAGUGCUUGUGGUUUGUGUGCUGUGAAACAGCUGUACGUUAUACUCUAUGGAUGUCUCAGUUGAUUCAGGAGUAGUAAAAGAGGUCUAUCCAGAGGUGUUUAACACAAUACCUCCACAAACCAAUGAGAAGAAACCUGGACAGUUAAACGAAGAACAGCUAAAACAGUUCUAUGAAGAGGGUUAUAUAUUAGUUGAGGAGUUCUUUACACCAGAGGAACUUGAACCAGUGAGACACGCUGUUGACAAUUUGGUGGAAGAACUUGCACAAAAAUUAUACAAGGCAGGAAAAGUAAAAAAACUUUACAGUGAUUAUGGUCUGUUUGAAAGACUCACAAUGUUGGAAAAAGAAUUUCCAGGGGCAAGCAUUCUUCUUCACAAAAAUGGGAAAAUGCCACAAGCUGUUCGAGACUUGUGGUCCAAUGAACGGCUAUUAAAUGUGGUAGAGCAGCUGAUUGGUCCAGACAUUGUGGGCCAUCCUGUGUGGAAUUUAAGGACCAAAACUCCAAAGAAUGAUGCCACAGUUGUUCCUUGGCACCAAGACUCUGCAUAUUUUGACAAUGAGUCCUACAGAAUGAUGAUUCCAACAGCCUGGAUUCCUUUACUGGAUGCCAAUGAAAAUAAUGGAUGUAUGCAGGUUGUGAAAAAUGGCCAUAAGAAAGGGAAGGUGGCCACCCACACCUGCUGUGCUGGACCCACCUGGUAUGUGAUGCUGGAUGAAGAGGUGAUGGAAAAAUCUCUGGAUGUUGAUCUGAAUGAAGAUCUGGUCACAGUGCCUGUGCCUUAUGGAGGGUUUCUUUUAUUCAACAAUUUAACCCCUCACAGAAGUCUGAACAACUACUCCAGUGUCAUUAGAUGGAGCUUUGAUCUUCGAUGGUCUAGCCUUCAUGACCCCAUUGCAUUCUGGGGUUUGAAAGAUGGAGUUCUUUUAAGAUCAUCCAAAGAUCCAAAUUUAAAGGUGGACUGGGAGCCUUUCUUGGCAGUGGAUAGAACUACAGUGCAGAGCAAAGCGCUGAAUAAGGAAGAGGAUGAGUUUAACACAACUAUAUCUGGUCCAUGGAUGAAGAAAUGGGACAUAGUUAAUCACAACAGGCACACAAAAGGUUUUGCAGCAACAGGACAGGCAGGAAACCCGUAGACAAUGACGAACAUCUUAUGGCUUACAGUGUUUGUUAUGGUAGUUAACCCACUUGAUGGAAUGUGAUAAGCAGGGUCCAAAUUGAUAUUAAGAAAUUUUUGAGGAAUGACUGAAUGACACUUGUAAAGUUUUAUUUCAACUUUGUUUCAAAAUGAUAUAUGAGUUUUUAUUGUUGCAGUUGCUUUUGAUUUUAAUAGGCUUAACUUUGAGAUGAACUUUCUUGAAAUGUUUAACUUUUAUAUACACAACAUUAAACAGAAGCAAGCCUAUGAAUGAUUGUACAAUUUAAUGAACACUGCAAAUGAUAUAAUUAAGGAAUUGAAUUUAAAUCAAACCAAUAGUGUCACCAAAUUGCUACAGUAUGAAUAGUGAACAUAUAUAUAUAUAUAUAUAUACAAGUUGGUAUUGGGUUGAUUGGUCUGUUAUAAUUAUAUAACUACAGAUACUGCAUUCCAGAAGAAGUUGAUUCAUAAAAUGUGUUCUAAAUAUGUAUGUUUUAAGAUUUAAUUUUACAUUUUUCUUAAAGCAAGAACUUUAGAUUUUUAAACUUACGUGCUGCCCUUUUUUUACAAUUAUAUUUUCUAUCAUACUCAAGGAAGUACUCAUAUGAUAUGCACAAACAUGAAAAGUUUUUAAAACAUUAAUUUCUUAUGCCUGAUUUCUCACUUGUUUGAAGGCACAACUAAAAAAUUCAAUAUCUCUAUCUUACAAAGUUACAUUUGAGUCUUUUCUGUGUCAUGCAUCAGGGUAAAUUCAACAUUUUUAUGAUAUAUUCAUGAUUACUUUUAUAAAACUUUUAUAAUGUACUCUGAUAUGCAAGUCUUUAUUUUGUCAUAAUUAUGAUAUGUAUCUUUUAACCAUUUUCUUUGUGAUCAUAUCAAAUUCUAAAAUUCUGUAAUUUAAUUGAACAAAGAAGAAUGCUGCAAUAAAUGAAUGGAACAUUUUAUUAAACAAUCUGUUGAUAUUCAAACAGCUUUGCAUGGAAAGAUGAUCGCUUUAUAUCUCCUCAUACAUAGGAAACUCCUUUUUGUCACUUUCUUAUAAUGAAUGAAGCAAAUGGACUAUAGAAAAAGCAAGGUUACUAGAUUGAUGAUGUAUUUGCAUGUUUUUAUUUGCCCAUUUAUAUAUUGGCAAAGUAUGGACUCCUAUGAUUUUUCAAAUUUUGUUUGAAUGUUCUGCAGGCUAAUAUCACUGGGCCCUUUUUUAUGGUUUAAUAUUUUGUCUAUUAUUGUGCAAAAAAAUUCCAUUUUUUAGUUAAAAA
Messenger RNA from Lingula anatina, 2448 nucleotides. RefSeq lists its product as uncharacterized. The record is from RefSeq and is a predicted model, not a curated record. NCBI's taxonomy places the organism in Eukaryota, Metazoa, Brachiopoda, Lingulata, Lingulida, Lingulidae.